AUGAGCAUCAGCUUCCCUAAAACCGAGGAGGCGACAAUUCAAUUUUGGAAGGCAAUCGAUGCAUUCCAGACACAGCUCCGGCUCACGCAGAAUGGUCCACGCUUCACCUUCUAUGAUGGCCCGCCUUUUGGUAGGUCAUGGCCUGGUCGUCUGACCUGCUGCCGCCGCUACUUCUCUUACAUGAUCCUUGUCUUUGUUUAUACACGCUUGCUAACCCUUCUUUUCUGUCGUGCAGCGACCGGGCUUCCGCACUAUGGCCAUCUUCUCACGUCCACGAUCAAAGACAUCAUUCCUCGAUACUGGUCCAUGAAAGGCUAUCACGUCGUCCGCCGCUUUGGGUGGGACACGCACGGCCUGCCCGUGGAGCACGAGGUCGACAAGAAGCUGCACGUCUCAGGCCGCGAAGCGGUUCUCAAGAUGGGCAUCGAGCAGUAUAACGCCGAGUGUCGAGCCAUCGUCAUGACGUAUGCGGAGGAAUGGCAGCAGGUUAUCGAGCGCCUGGGGCGCUGGAUCGACUUUGAGGACGACUACAAGUCCAUGGACGUGACCUUUAUGGAGUCCUGCUGGUGGGUUUUCCAGCAGCUGCAUGCCAAAGGCGAUGUGUAUCGCGCCUAUCAGAUCAUGCCCUUCUCGACAGCGCUCGGCACGCCGCUGAGCCAUAUGGAGGAGAGGCAGAACGAGAAGACCACCGUGGAUCCCGCCAUCGUGGUGUCCUUUCCGCUUCUCGAGGGGCAUGGGCACGAAAACACAUCGCUGCUCGUCUACACAACAACCCCGUGGACCUUGCCGUCGAACCUGCUUAUUGCGGUUAAGCCGACCUUUGAAUACAUCAAGAUCUUGGACGAAAAAUCAGGGCGCUUUUACAUGCUCCUGGAAGGAUGCCUGUCGACACUCUACAAGGAUCCUAAGAAGGCCAAGUAUAAAGUUGUCCACAAAAUUAUGGGAAGUGACAUGGUUGGAUGGCGAUACAAACCCCUCUUCGAAUAUUUCACGAGCACGUUCGCCGACUGUUUUCAAGUGAUCGGUGCAGAGUUCGUCGAAGCGGGUGAAGGUGUCGGACUCGUCCACAUGGCCCCCGCGUUCGGCCAGGAGGACUACGAUGCCGCCAUUGCUGCUGGUUUCAUUUCGAACGAUCGGCUGCCGCCAUGUCCGGUGGACGACGAAGGGCGUUUUACGCAUGAGGUGGCCGACUAUGAGGGGCAACAUGUGAAGGCCGCAGACAAGGCUAUUAUCAAAGAUUUACGACCGACCGGGCGCCUCGUAGUCGAGACGCAGGUAAUGCAUGUGGACAUGUUCUGCCCUAGAUCUCAAACCCAACUUAUUCGCAAGGCCGUCUCAGCUUGGUUUAUCAAAGUAACCAAUUCGACUCCGACCAUGCUCGGCAACCUCGAGGGCACAACGUGGGUGCCAGAAGCCGUGAAGGACAAGCGGUUUGUGAACUGGGUGACGAACGCGCACGACUGGAACGUCUCCCGCAAUCGCUACUGGGGCACGCCGAUUCCGCUGUGGGUCAGCGACGACUACGAGGAAGUGGUGUGCGUCGGGAGUCGAGAGGAGCUGAGACGCCUUAGCGGAUAUAACGGGCCGCUCGAUGACAUUCAUAGGGAUAAGGUGGAUCAUAUUACGAUCCCAUCACAGAAGGGGAAAGGUGUUUUGCAUAGGAUUGAUGAGAUUUUUGAUUGCUGGUAUGUUCUCUUCGCCAACGCUCUUUUACAAGUACGCGGCUGA
Messenger RNA from Sporothrix schenckii 1099-18, 1728 nucleotides. RefSeq lists its product as uncharacterized. Gene Ontology annotation, molecular function: ATP binding; isoleucine-tRNA ligase activity; aminoacyl-tRNA deacylase activity. Bases 1 to 1728 code for a protein of 575 amino acids. Gene Ontology annotation, biological process: isoleucyl-tRNA aminoacylation. NCBI's taxonomy places the organism in Eukaryota, Fungi, Ascomycota, Sordariomycetes, Ophiostomatales, Ophiostomataceae. The record is from RefSeq and is a predicted model, not a curated record. The transcript is spliced from 2 exons.